AAUAACAGUUGGUGGUACUUUGUAUCCAAAACCUUCACAGGCAAGUUGAGUCUUUAGCGCGUUUUGGCGCAUCAAGCUCUCGAGUAUAUCGGAGGUUUCAUAAGAGGAGCACAGCGCGCUCCACUUUUAAUCACAUUAGGAUCCUUUAAUGUUCAAUCCUCUUUUUUCCCCCCCUUUCCUACAGUAGCGGAGCAGGAGUGGCCAAAGCCUAAAGCAGCGAUUCAGAUCAGAUUUCACCUAAACCAGCUGGGAGAGAGACCGAGAGAGAGAGCAGAGAGAGGGUUUGUCAGUCUCCCUCCUCCCAAAUCCAGAAAAGCUUACCAAGGAAAAAGGAGGAGUGGGCUGGGAGAGAGACACCGAGGAAUCCAGAGGAAUUUCCGAGGAUAUUUUCUCUUCUUUUUUCCCCCCUCUUGAUAUUAAAAUUUUAAAAGUUGGAGUGGAGGCAGCAGGGACCGUGGUCAAGGAUGGAUGACCAGCCUCGGCUGAUGCACUCCCACGGGGUAGGCAUGGCCGGACACCCCGGCCUGGCGCAGCAUAUGCAGGAUGGCACGGCAGGGACGGACGGAGAGGGAAGAAAGCAGGACAUCGGAGACAUAUUACAGCAAAUAAUGACCAUCACAGACCAAAGCUUAGACGAAGCACAGGCGAGGAAACAUGCACUCAACUGCCACAGAAUGAAACCGGCUCUCUUCAACGUCUUGUGUGAAAUAAAGGAGAAAACAGUGCUCAGUAUUCGAGGUGCCCAGGAGGAGGAGCCUCCAGAUCCCCAGCUGAUGCGACUGGAUAACAUGCUGCUGGCAGAGGGCGUGGCCGGACCGGAGAAAGGCGGCGGGUCGGCAGCUGCAGCCGCCGCCGCGGCGGCCACUGGCGGCAUUGGCGCAGACAACUCAGCAGAGCACUCUGACUAUCGGGCCAAGCUGUCUCAGAUCCGGCAAAUUUACCACACAGAGUUGGAGAAGUAUGAGCAGGCGUGCAAUGAGUUCACCACCCAUGUGAUGAACCUGCUGAGGGAGCAGUCUCGAACACGACCCAUCUCGCCCAAAGAGAUCGAGCGCAUGGUCAGCAUCAUUCACCGCAAGUUCAGCUCCAUUCAGAUGCAGCUGAAACAGAGCACCUGUGAGGCUGUUAUGAUCCUGCGCUCACGCUUUCUUGAUGCCAGACGAAAAAGGAGGAACUUCAACAAACAGGCGACAGAGAUCCUAAACGAGUAUUUUUACUCCCAUCUCAGUAACCCCUAUCCCAGCGAGGAGGCCAAAGAAGAACUGGCCAAAAAGUGUGGCAUCACAGUGUCACAGGUAUCAAACUGGUUUGGGAACAAGAGGAUCCGAUACAAGAAAAACAUCAGCAAGUUCCAAGAAGAGGCCAACAUGUAUGCAGCGAGGACUGCAGUCAAUGCAACCAGCGUGUCCGCUCACGGCAGCCAGGCCAACUCCCCAUCUACUCCCAAUUCAGCAGGUGGAUACCCUUCGCCAUGUUAUCAGCCAGACCGGAGGAUACAGUGACAGCCUCGCAGCCAGCCAGAUGUACAGUCCACAGGGCAUCAACACAAAUGGUGGCUGGCAAGAUGCUCCGACUCCUUCGUCAGUGACAUCGCCCACAGAAGGACCCGGAAGUGUUCAUUCAGAUACUUCCAACUGAAUAUAUCCAUCUCUACACUCCAUCCACAAAAAAACAAACAAAAAAAACCAUGAACUGACGUUGCUAUUCACAGUAUUAUGAAAAAAAGGAAUUCACUGCCCCACAGUUUGGCGAGGUAGUGUGAAAUCCUAACCAGAAAAAUUAAAUAAUAUUUCCUCUGCUCAUAACGUUGGACUUUUGGGAUACAAACAAAAAGUUUCACAAUAAAAGGAAAAAAAAAAUCAAAAACGAUAUUGCAAUCAAUGGAGAUGUUUGUACAGAUUUCACAUUAUAAUCAGAGGGCUGGGGUUCCUUAUUCACUCGUAAUGUUUUCGCUCAUUAUGAUGAUAAGAUAAAGUAAAGAAAUAAAAUCAUUGGUUUUAACUGAAAAUACAUCAUUCUACCUCUCAGCCACUAAAAAAAAAGUAGAAAAAUGUCAGUGACCAUUAUUUGUUUUGUAAAAAUGAAACUUUUGUCUUUGCGAGCAAGAGGCACAUCUUCUUACUUACAUUUUGUUGUCUCUCACCUAUUCUAUGGUACGCCAUUUAGACUUAAAUAUUGCUCAGUUGUUUACAAUGUGUGCUUGAUAAAAAAAAGUAUGUUCAUCUUCCCCUCUGUCUCCGACGAGUCAAAACCAAGUUCUGUCAGGAGAUUUUUACCUCUAAGGUAACCCUGUGAAGUAUGUUAUCUGUAAAACAAUAAAUAAAUACCUGUCAUCAAAUCAGACAAGCUUGACAUUAUUCAUUAAGAUGCAUUAACCUGGACAGUUUUACACAGUGUUGGCUUUGGUUCUGCAGUUAUUGGUAGUGGCGGUUACAGAAAUGACAGAUUUAACAUGAAAAGUAGGAAUUGUGUCUUUCUCUUGAAAACCAUCUGAACUCUAAUUUAUUGCUGCGAAUUAUGAUCACUCCAAAACAAAUGCAUAAAAAGCAUUUCCUUUCCUGCUCAGUUAUUUCGCUGUUUUUUGGUUUGUUUGUUUGUUUUUUUUUGUUACUCUGUUACUAAUCCUGACCAGCUGAAAGAGAUAUUGCUUUCGCAAAAGUUUGUCAGAGACGUGCGUAACUCGGUUUGUUACAAUCCACUUAAACGGGGAAGUCGUUAUGAUAAUAGGGUUUUACAUGCUCGCACAGUGGAUCUUUGCUCCUGACGCUGCGGCGCAGGCCCACAGAGGCCACUGGUCACCGUCAUGGCGGAAGAAGCACGUGGAUGAACUGCAGCUCAGCUGAGGACAGUUUUGAUGUGGAAGUGAUGUUGCACAUUUUGUUGAAAUGUGUCCUUGUUAGGAUGUUGAUUUACAUAUAACGCAGUACAUUAUUCCACAGCAACUGCUUUAGUAACCCUAGAAUUGACACCGAAACAAAUAUAAAUGUUUAAAUUCAUGCUUGCCUCCGUGCCAUCAGGCUGGUUUCUUUUUUUCAGUAUCAAAGAUUUACAAGAAAACAUUAGCCAUGAAGUACUAAAGAAGGGAUGAGUCAUUCUGUCAAAUAAUGUGUUUUGCUGAGCAGUCUAACUUUGUUUAUAGACACUUUUUAUGUUGUGUGGCCUAUUUGUUUGUACUUGUAUAUUUUUUUUUUAUGGUAUGCUUAAUGUAGGCUCCUUUUUUUUUUCUUAUUCUUGUGAAUUAGCUCAUGGGUUUUCAACAUGUGUUUAUGUGCACCAUUGCUUGACUUGCUUUGUUGGAAAGGGUUUUCAACACAUUAAAAUGAUAUGUAAUACAGA
Molecule: messenger RNA, 3336 nt
Organism: Archocentrus centrarchus (flier cichlid)
Lineage: Eukaryota; Metazoa; Chordata; Actinopteri; Cichliformes; Cichlidae
Gene: pbx1a
Product: pre-B-cell leukemia homeobox 1a
Exons: 8
Coding region: 465-1502 (345 amino acids)
Biological process (GO): regulation of DNA-templated transcription
Cellular component (GO): nucleus
Molecular function (GO): DNA-binding transcription factor activity, RNA polymerase II-specific; DNA binding
Source: RefSeq, a predicted model, not a curated record